GGUGAGAGUGCCAGUGAAAGAGAGAGAGAGAGAGAGAGAGAGAGAUGGCAGGGUUAUCUUUGGACCACCCUUGGGCAUUCACCUUUGGCAUCCUAGGUAACAUCAUCUCCUUCAUGGUGUAUCUCGCACCACUGCCGACGUUCUACAGAGUGUGCAGGAGGAAAUCCACCGAAGGGUUUCAUUCGGUGCCGUACGUGGUUGCUCUCUUCAGUGCCACCCUGUGGAUCUUCUACGCCUUCCUCAAGACCAACGCUGGCCUUCUCAUCACCAUUAACGCGGUCGGCUGCGUCAUCGAGACCGCAUACGUGGUCGUGUACUUCACCUACGCGCCAAAGGCCGCAAAGAUGUUUACCGCAAAGCUGGUGCUGCUCGUGAACGUGGGGAUGUUCGGGUUGAUCCUUGUGCUGACUCUUCUGUUCGCGAGGGGUGCCAAACGAGUCGAGGUUCUCGGGUGGAUCUGUAUGAGCUUCUCCGUGAGCGUUUUCGUGGCUCCUCUAAGCAUCAUCAGGCUUGUGAUCCGAACGAAGAGCGUGGAGUUCAUGCCAUUCUCGCUGUCCUUCUUCCUCACAUGGAGCGCCGUCGUCUGGUUCGGAUAUGGAUUGCUAACCAAGGACUUAUACGUCGCGCUGCCCAAUGUGUUGGGGUUCAUCUUCGGGGUCCUGCAAAUGGUGCUCUACGUAGCUUACAGGAACAAAGACAAGGCCAUGGUGGAGCAGAAGCUGCCGGAGCACAUCGCGUCGAAGCUUGGCACGGCGGAGAAGGUGUUGGAGAUCUACGCGAUCGGGGUGGAAGAGAAGGUGCCGAAUAGAGCGCAGGAGGAGCAGGAGGAGGACAAACAAGGCGUGGCAGCUGCUCCCAUGGAGAAGAAGAUGAAGCCUGCUGAAGUCUGAUAUCACUGUUGUCUUAAUUCAGCAUUCUCAAGUACUGAGAUUAGUGUGUAAUGUUGUCUUAGUACUAAGUUGAUGGCAGCUAUGUGUGUGGCACAAGCGAAGAUUUGUUAGCUAUGUAUGCAGACAUAACAAUAAAUAUUUCUUUCUCAUCUC
Molecule: messenger RNA, 1043 nt
Organism: Musa acuminata subsp. malaccensis (wild Malaysian banana)
Lineage: Eukaryota; Viridiplantae; Streptophyta; Magnoliopsida; Zingiberales; Musaceae
Product: bidirectional sugar transporter SWEET14
Biological process (GO): carbohydrate transport
Cellular component (GO): membrane
Molecular function (GO): sugar transmembrane transporter activity
Source: RefSeq, a predicted model, not a curated record